GCACUAACAAGAAUGUAUCGCUUCAUCCCUCCAGCAAGACUGUUGCCAGGAUCUCCAGCAUCCUUUCUUUCUUCUGGACCAUCGUGUCCCCAACCUAGUGGUCCUUAUCCAGGCCCUACUGUACGAGUCCCUGGCCCCACAAGGCCAUAUGUUACAACAAAUGUGCCCUUUUCAGAGCUACGUAGGCCAAAUAGCGCACCCACAGAUCCAGCUGGUCCUUUAGGGCCAUCCCCGACUCCUCCUCUUCCCGUGUCUGGAGCACCCCCUGUUACAUGGGUCACAGUGCCACCGGGAGCCUGGGAACCACCAGCACCGUAUCCUACUCAUGAAGCAUCAUAUCCCACCCCAGGACUCCAACCUUCUCCAAAUAAUCCUUACCAACUGCCUCCAGGACUGUCUGGUGCUUCACCAAUGCCUGGUAGCCUCCAUAAAAUGAAUGAAAUCCCAGGUGGCUCCCCUUCUGAUUCAUCCAACCCGGAGAGCACCUUGGAGACCCCUGAACAAAAGAAACACCUGAAGCUCGACAACAAAUCUAUCAAGAGGAGACGUUCCAAGAAGAAGAGCAAGCGAGUAACCUGGGGAGACAUCAAGACUUUAACUCAUAAAGCUGAGAUCUUGGGGAAGCAACAGGGACACAAUACUACUGACCCCAAGAUGAUGCUGUUAUGUUUAAUGACUAUGUUACAUGUUAAUUCUCAGCAUGAAAGUGAAGGGUCCAAAUGACUUUUGUCAAGGAGGGUAAAAGGCACACCUGUAAUAAGCAGUUUAAUGUUGUUUUCCAAAACAAACAAACAAACAAACAAAUACAAGCAAGAAAAAAACA
Molecule: messenger RNA, 823 nt
Organism: Apodemus sylvaticus (European woodmouse)
Lineage: Eukaryota; Metazoa; Chordata; Mammalia; Rodentia; Muridae
Product: MAPK-interacting and spindle-stabilizing protein-like
Exons: 2
Coding region: 13-723 (236 amino acids)
Source: RefSeq, a predicted model, not a curated record